AUGCGUAAACAUCGAAAUUUCUUUCUGCUGCUUGCCGCUGAUGCGCUAUCCCCCUUUCCACCCUCUGUCAACUUAGUCGCAUCUCAGCGUCAUAGAAACAAUCUAAAAGGCCAGCACUGCUGUUAUGCCACGCACAGUGCUUUUCCAGUUCCUCAAAAUUCCCCACCCGACUUGGUGGAGCUCGGAUUUCUGCGCCCAAAACCACAGGAGCCAUCUAAUAGCUUAGGUCUGACCGCGGACGACCUCAAAGCGGAACAUGCGUUGAAGGAAGCUGUGCGAACACUAAAGACGCCUCGGCAGCUGCGUCUAUUCUUUGUUCAUCUCCUAGUCAACUCCUGCGUUCGCUCGCCCAUAUCCACCUGGCAUACCUUCCAGGAUGCCUUCGCGCUAGACCACAUUGUACGAAGCGAUAACAUCAACAUUGGUGUGAACCAAGCCUUAGAAGAGAUUGGUCGUUCGCUCGAGGAGCAUGGGAAGUCCUUAGGGGUUUAUGGGCUGCCAGAACCGGCUUUUCACAGUCGUGAAGUCGAGCUAGAGUUCGCUCAGUGGAAGGAUCGCGAGUUUUUGGCUACACGCGCUGCCAAAGCUACGGCGAAGCUGAAUGCAGAGCAAUAUCAGGUAUACUCGGAGAUUUUGGAUGCUGUCGAUGAUGGACGACCAUUGUGCGCUUUUGUAGAUGGGAAAGCAGGACGGGGGAAAACAUUCUUAGUAAACGCCAUAUGCAACAAGCUACGAUCUCUGGGGCGGAUUGUUUUACCAACCGCUACGUCUGGCUUUGCUUCACAGUUGUAUCCGGGAGGGAAAACGACGCAUUCGACAUUCAAGGUACCAGUUGAUGACGAAAUUGUUGAUCUGGAAUCUCCUAUUGAAGCACACGACCCUCGUGGAGAGCUCAUUCGCGAAGCAGCUGUCAUCAUAUGGGACGAGGCACCUAUGGCGAAGAGCUCUGUACUUAAAUGUGUGGAAGAAACAUGUCGAAGAGUUAUGUGCAACGAUCUCCCUUUCGGUGGCAAGGUUGUUGUUCUCCUUGGCGACUUCCGGCAAACAUGUCCAGUCAUCCGGCAUGGCACAAGGCGACAAAUUGUCAAUGCUUCCAUUCUAUCAUCUCCCUUGUGGCGGCAAUUUUCCCUAUAUCGACUCACACAACCUGUUCGCAAUGCCGAGGACAUGCCUUUUGCCGAGUUUGUCGAUUCUAUUGGUGAUGGGGCUGGUCCCCAUGUCCCUCUUGACAUGUUGGGGAAAGUAAGCCACAGAGACGAAUUGAUAGAUUUCGUUUAUCCUCAAACAACACUAGCGGACCCAGUCAAAUGUCUCAAACGCGCUAUCCUUGCACCGACGAAUGAUCAGGUAGAUGAGUAUAACGAAGAAAUCCUCAGUCGAAUCGACGGUGUCCAACGCACGUAUCAGAGCGCUGAUUCGCUAAAGGAGGAUGAAGAAAUCGAUGGUGUAUCCCCAGAGACCGUGCUUAAGAACGUGGAGCGAAUGCCUCUACCAGGUGUUCCUUCUCAUGGACUCACCGUGAAGGCCAACGGCGUAUACCGGCUGAUGUGCAAUUACGCCCCCGAUAGAGGACUUGUGAAAAAUACGCGGGUGGUCAUCAAAUCUCUAGGCAAGCGAAUCAUCACCGUCCGUAUUCUCAGGGGCCUCGCUGGUGUCAGUGUUUUGGAUGCAGAAGACAUACUCAUCUCACGGAUAUCUUUUACAACGCCGCUCGAGUCUGGGCACACUCUCGUGCGUCGGCAGUUCCCACUAUCACCAGCCUACGCAACGACAUUUAAUAGCUGCCAAGGGUUGACCCUUGAUGUUGUCGGUGUCGAUCUCACUCGACCUGUAUUCUCGCAUGGUUUUACAAUGCCCAUGCUCGGUUUCGGUGUUGCAUAUGGUUUUGACAAGCCGAUAGACACCAAGAUAAUCACCAAGCCGGCCCUUUUAGAAGCAUUUAAAACUGGAUAUCGCCAUGUCGACACAGCUCGAUCUUAUCGAAAUGAGAUUGAGGUGGGUGAAGCGAUUGAGGCGAGCGGGCUCAAGAGGGAUGACUUGUUCGUUACUACGAAGAUCCAUAGUGCCAUCCAUGGAUUCGAUAACACAAUCCGUACUGUUGAUUCUUCGCUAAAUGAUAUGGGCCUCGACUAUAUUGAUUUAUAUCUCAUACAUGAUCCCAAGGCCGGGUCAGAGCUCCGCCUUGAGACUUAUAAGGCCCUCCUUGAGGCAAAACGACAGGGAAAAAUACGCAGUGUUGGGGUCUCCAAUUACUCUGCUAAACAUCUCGAAGAGAUCGUCGCUGCAGGCUAUGAAUUGCCAUCCGUAAACCAGAUCGAACUGCAUCCGUUCUGCCAACAGAAGCCCAUUGUCAACUACUGCAAGGCGCACUCGAUAAUAAUACAGGCCUAUUGUCCCAUCGUCCGCGGGCGACUAGACAAUUCCGUCAUCCUUGGUGUAGCCCGUAAGUACAACAAGGACCCUGCGCAGAUCCUUUUGCGAUGGUCUCUCCAGCACGGGUUCGUGCCUCUCCCGAAAUCAUCCCAGCCUGCUCGCAUCUACUCGAACGCGGCACUGUAUGACUUUCAUUUGACGGAAGGAGACAUGUCUGAGCUGGACGCACUGGAUAAGGGCAACGAUGGAGCAAUUAGUUGGAAUCCUGUCGAUGUAGACUGA
Molecule: messenger RNA, 2655 nt
Organism: Fibroporia radiculosa
Lineage: Eukaryota; Fungi; Basidiomycota; Agaricomycetes; Polyporales; Fibroporiaceae
Exons: 10
Coding region: 1-2655 (884 amino acids)
Biological process (GO): DNA repair; telomere maintenance
Molecular function (GO): oxidoreductase activity; DNA helicase activity
Source: RefSeq, a predicted model, not a curated record